AUGGCUGGACAAAGUGUUAUCGUCAUCAGUCUCUUUGUUCUCCUUCUUCUUGCUUCUUCCUCUGCUGCUACUGAGGUCUUGGCUGAUGCGUCAAUAUACAACGUCUUAGACUUUGGAGCCAAAGGAGAUGGCAACACCAAUGACACUCUAGCGUUUGUAAAUGCAUGGAAUGCAGCAUGUCACAAAAGCACGACACCCUCCACCUUGCUCAUUCCGGCAGGAAAGACAUUUUUGUUGUCUUACAUCGAGUUCGAAGGACCUUGCAACAACUUCAUUUAUGUAACGCAAUGUCCAGAAGAUGGGCCCAAUAGUCUACAUAUGUUGAGUUGCACUGAUGCACAGAUCUGGGGGUUGAGGUCGAUCAACAGUGUGAUGAUGCACAUAUCGGUGGGGAGGAGCAAGCGAGUCGAUAUCAGAGACAUCACCAUCGUCGCCCCCGACGAGAGCCCCAACACUGACGGCAUCCACGUCCAGCAAAGCCAAUUUGUGAGCAUCAGAAACUCCGGAGGUUCUGGCUUUGCGAGGAACAUAUCGUUUGAGGAUAUCACCAUGAAUGACGUGCGCUAUCCCAUUAUAAUAGAUCAGUACUAUUGUCCUCACAGGAAAUGCGAUGCCCAUGCAUCAGCAGUAGAAGUGAGGGAUGUGAAAUACAUUGGAGUGAGAGGAAGCUCAUCGAGAGAAGUAGCAAUCGCUCUGAAUUGCAGCCAAAGUGUGCCUUGCAGUGGCAUCUUCAUGGACAGUGUGAAUCUGUGGAAUUCAAAUGAAGGAGAAGAGGUGCGGUCUAACUGCAUCAGUGCCAAUGGAUAUGCGAAGAAUCAAGUCACGCCUGCUGUUUCUUGCCUGACCCAGAGAAACCUUGCUAGCUAG
Zingiber officinale is the source of this 867-nucleotide messenger RNA. RefSeq names its product probable polygalacturonase At2g43860. Lineage: Eukaryota; Viridiplantae; Streptophyta; Magnoliopsida; Zingiberales; Zingiberaceae. The transcript has 7 exons. The record is from RefSeq and is a predicted model, not a curated record. Gene Ontology annotation, biological process: carbohydrate metabolic process. Gene Ontology annotation, molecular function: polygalacturonase activity. The coding region runs from base 1 to 867 and encodes 288 amino acids.